Oncorhynchus masou masou (cherry salmon) is the source of this 1265-nucleotide messenger RNA. RefSeq names its product acyl-CoA-binding domain-containing protein 6. Gene Ontology annotation, molecular function: protein binding; fatty-acyl-CoA binding. Lineage: Eukaryota; Metazoa; Chordata; Actinopteri; Salmoniformes; Salmonidae. The transcript is spliced from 8 exons. Bases 143 to 1033 code for a protein of 296 amino acids. The record is from RefSeq and is a predicted model, not a curated record.
GUGUACCACAGACGGACCAUUCGUGCAAAGUGCAAAGAAGUCCGUCUCAGCGAUAACGGAUUAAAUCAUAGCCUGUAUAAACUACUGAAAGCGACAAUAUAAGGUUGUCACAUAUUUUAUUUAACCGUCUUUAUUUUCGACAAUGGCUUCACGCUCGCCAUCGUCUUCCCCUGAUUCUGCCACAGGCUCAGGUACCGACCCAGCUCGGCCUGAUACAGGAGAUCCUCUCGGCGGAGGAUCGGACUCCGAUUCAGAUCUAGGAUUAGGGAAAUUCGACUGUGGUGCAGGUGACCCUGGUCAUCGACUGGAAGGGGAGGAAUUGGAACACGAAUUUGAGGCAGCAGCAGACCGUCUUCGAGAUCUACUUCAGACGGCCAGCAGGGAACAACUGUUGUACCUGUAUGCUAGGUAUAAACAGGUCAAGGUUGGAAAGUGCAAUACAGCAAAGCCUGGGUUUUUCGAUUUUGAAGGUCAAAGAAAAUGGACAGCAUGGAAGCAGCUUGAGGACAUGAGUGCAGAGCAGGCCAUGCAGGAGUACGUUUCGUGUGUAACUUCACUAGACCCAGACAGCAGUCAGAAGGAGAGAAGAGAGCGUAGGACAGGAUUUGGAGGUCCAACAGUCAGUUCCCUCUACCAAGAAGAGAUGAUCAGGGAAGAAGACAAGAACAUCUUUGACUACUGCAGAGAGAACAACAUAGCACACAUUACCACAGCUAUCAGUUCCAAGGAAGUGGAUGUCAACGCAAAAGAUGAGGAGGGCAGGAAUUUGCUGCACUGGGCCUGUGACAGAGGACACAAAUACCUGGUGUCUGUGUUACUGCAGAACAGCGCUGAUAUCAACAGCCAGGAUGACGAGGGCCAGACAGCACUGCAUUAUGCGUCUGCGUGUGAGUUUGCUGACAUAGUGGAGCUGCUCCUACAGGCUGGGGCAGACCCUUCCAUUAAGGACCAGGAGGGCUCUCUGCCCGAGGAGGUCACUGAAUCCAGCUCCAUCUCCUCACUGCUGCGCCAGUACACCGCCUCCAAGGGCUAGGCCCUCCUCUCCCUCUCCUCCCCUCCAGCCUGUGCCCACCCCAGACCUAGCACACAGCCCUCUCAGUAAUGAUGAUGAUGUUUUUUAUUGUCACAUACACCGGAUAGGUGCAAUGGUCAUCCCACUCUGGCAGUUCAACCCGCCACCACUUCAUCGUCUCUCAUGUCAAAUUCCAAGGAAUCCAUCUGUCAUCAUUGCUAUUAAAAAAAAAUAAAGAAAUGUCAACCAAAAA